Messenger RNA from Linnemannia hyalina, 1374 nucleotides. The record is from the annotation of a GenBank genome assembly. Lineage: Eukaryota; Fungi; Mortierellomycota; Mortierellomycetes; Mortierellales; Mortierellaceae.
AUGUUCAAGUCUGGGAACAACUCGUCCUCGUUGCUCCCUUCGUCUGGGGCCUCGUCGCCGACUUACAGGUCCAACCAUCCUAUCGCCAAGGUCCUCAAGUCCAAGCCCGCAAAAACAAUCCUUGUCGCCUACGUCGGCUUCUGCGCCCUCUUCACCCUUAAACACAUCUUCUCCUACCACUCCCAGCCAAAGCCUAUCGUAUACAAGCACUUCGACCUUCAGCGCACAUACGACGCCGAUGCAUCCUAUUCGGUGGUGGCUAACUUGUCUUCAAGUGUGAUUUUGUCAAAGAUGUUUACCUUCCAUACACCUGCCAUUACCGACAGUAUUCAGCCCUUCUACAUCCGCUCGACCUCAACACCCAAGUCAGAGGACAUCACCCUUGCGACCUUUGUACCCCAGGACGAACUCUCCGAACUGGCCUCUCUUGUGGAGCGUUAUCCAGGUCCUAUUUCGGCAGUGCUGCACAUCGACCAACCCUCAGAUAUCCCAGGAACACCCAGCCCGAUCAAGCGUUUGUUGGCUAUGAGGGCAAGCAACCCCAAAGUCCGGGAGCAGGUCGACAUUCAUCUGAUAACCACCCCAGCAACCCAUCGACAGACCACCAUUCAACAGCAAGCCAACCUCCAUCGCAAUCUGGCUCGAUUCUUUGCCCGAUCAGAUUACGUCCUGUUGAUGGACUCGGACGGCUCACUGCCCAUGACCAAUGUGGCCAGGAGCUUUGAGCAGCACCCUCAGUGGAUUGAGAAAUUGAGAGCCGGAAACGUAUUUGUCUUGCCUGGAUUCAACGUCUCGACCACAGCUACAUCGACUUUUCAGGAUGAUAUGACUAUCGCUGAUGUCGGGCUGGUUCCCGCGCUGUCCGUUGCCAACUUGCCCGCAGACAAGGAGUCAUUGUUGGGGUACAUCCGAGAGGGCCAGGUGUCGCUUUCGGAAAAGACCUGGAAGAAGACGAUCAGGAACGUGGACUUUAAUGCAUGGGCUGGCCAGACACGGCUGAGUGCGAUUCAAAACUACGACCCUUACUUCAGCCCGUCGGUAGUGAUGCGGAGGGACAAGAUGCUCUGGUGCCCUGAGAGAUUCGGAGAUAACCAUGCGGCAUGCAUGUUUGAACUCUACCUGAGCGGAGCUGAUUUCUGGGUGCUUCCCAAUGACUUUACUGUCAAUGCUGCAACCCGCCCCGAGAAUGUUGUUUCUGACCGCGAGCAAAUGAUCAACACUCGUUUGUACCAAAAGUUUCACGAGGAGUCGUGCUUGAAGCAUGCGCGUGCCUUCUAUGCUGCUGGCGAGUGGGACUCUGACCGGGCGCGCCACUGCCGUAUCAGUUGUCAAAAAGUCCUUGCUGUUUGGGGUCUUGUUAUCCGUCAAGCAUAG